AUAACGAUUUACACAAGAUAGGAUCAUAAUGAGUCUUUAUUUAUUUUGAAAACGUUAUGGGCAUGUUGAUUGGGCUCAUUUUUUUGGGCUGAAAUUCAGCACUGGGGCGAGCUAUCGGCUUUCGUGCUGUCGGGGUCCCUUCUCUCUGCGGCCAGAAAUUUGGCAUUGCGAGCGACGACCAUGUGUUAUAUGCAUGGGUUCUUAAUUCGUGCACGGGUAAAUGAGAUCUCUUAGAGAUGUUAUGGUACACCAUGUUCAGGUUAUAAAAGCUGGUUUCACCUCAAACAUUUUUGCUUGCAAUCAGCUCAUUCGUCUCUACGCCAAUCAUGGACUGCCCCAUGCUGCCCACAAGCUGUUUGAUGAAAUGCCUCAGCGAAAUGUAUUCUCUUGGAACACAGUCAUAUCGGCUCAUAUCAAGGCUCGAAACCUGGCUCAAGCACGAGCACUUUUUGAUUCUGCCUCUCAUAAGGAUUUGGUUUCUUAUAACUCCAUGUUAUCUGGUUAUGUAAAUGCUGAUGGUUGUGAAACUGAAGCUCUUGAUUUGUUUACUACAAUGCAAUCUAUGCCUGUGAUAACUGGGAUUGAUGAGGUCACUCUGACGACAAUGAUUAACUUGGCCACAAAGCUGCGUGUUGCCCUUUUUGGAAGGCAAAUACAUUCAUAUAUGGUGAAAACUUCAAAUGAUGGAAGCGCAUAUGCAGUGAGUUCUCUUAUUGAUAUGUACUCAAAAUGUGGGUUAUUUGGCGAAUCUUGCAACGUUUUUAGUGGUUGUAAUGGAAAGGUGGAUUUGAUUUCAAAGAAUGCAAUGCUUGCCGCUUGUUUCAGGGAAGGAAAGAUGAACAUGGCUUUGAAUCUAUUUUGGGAAGAUCCCAAAUUGAACGACAUUAUAUCUUGGAAUACAUUGAUUGCAGGCUAUGCCCAGAAUAACCAUAUGGAGAAAUCACUUGCCUUGUUUGUUCAAAUGGUUCAAAAUGGCGUUGGGUGGGAUGAACGCACUUUAGUGAGUGUUUUGACCGCUUGCUCUGGCCUAAAAUGCUUAGCACUUGGGAAGUCUGUCCAUGCCUGGGUGUUGAAAAACGACUCAUUUUCUAAUCAAUUUAUUAGCAAUGCCAUUGUUGAUCUAUACUGUAAGCACGGGAAUCUCAAGUAUGCAGAAGCCGUUAAUGCAGGAACCAAGACUGAUAAUCUCUUUGCAGUUGCUUCAUUUAUUUCAGGCUAUUCAUCUCAAGGCAACAUGAAAGAGGCCCAAAGACUUUUUGAUUCACUAACAGAAAAAAAUUCCGUCGUCUGGACUGCUCUAAUUUCUGGUUAUGUCAAAGCAAAGCAAUGUCGGGUAGUCUUCAAACUUUUUAGAGAGUACAUGACCAAUGAAGCACUAGUUCCUGACGGAUUGGUCAUUAUCAGUGUGCUUGGUGCUUGUGCUAUAGAAGCCGCUCUUACUUUGGGAAAGCAAAUUCAUGCUCAUGUCUUGAGAAUGGGACUUGAAAUAAAUGAGAAAUUACCUAGUGCUUUAGUUGAUAUGUAUUCAAAAGGCGGGAAUAUAACAUAUGCUGAGAAAAUUUUUCGGCUAGUUGCUGAUAGUGAUAGAGAUACAGUCUUUUAUAACAUCAUGAUAGCCGGUUUUGCUCACCAUGGGCUUGUAAAUGAAGCAUUUCGGCUUUUUCACGAAAUGUUGAAGAAAAAUAUCAAGCCAGAUGCAGUGACUUUUGUUGCACUUCUAUCGGCAUGUGUACAUCGUGGACUAGUCAAUCAAGGAGAGCAGAUUUUUUGUUCCAUGGAAUUUGAUCACAAUAUUUUACCAGGUGCUGAACAUUAUGCAUGUCUGGUUGAUAUGUAUGGAAGGGCUAAUAGACUAGACAAGGCAAUAGAAUUCAUGAGUAACUUUCCUUUACAAAUGGACACUGCAAUCUGGGGAGCAUUCCUUCAUGCUUGUCGUUUAAGCGGCAAUAUAGAGCUUGCCAAAGAAGCUGCAGAGAAACUAUUGAAAGUUGAGGCAGAUAGUGGGGCUCGUUAUGUGCAAUUGGCUAAUGUAUAUGCUGCAGAGGGGAAUUGGGAUGAGAUGGGAAGAAUAAGGAACAAAAUGAGGGGAAGAGAGGCUAGGAAACUUGCUGGUUGCAGUUGGAUAUAUGUGGAAAAUGGUAUUCAUGUAUUUACUUCUGGUGAUAGUUCUCAUUCAAAAUCAGAUGUAAUAUAUUCAGCUUUAGUCUGUUUGAAUGAAAUAAUGUAUUUGUCAUCCGCAGAACUGGAACAGCUUUAUGAAAAUUCAGGGGAAUUCUGUUGAGGACAUAAAGUUUCAAUUAGCCAAUGCCAUUGAAUGUGAUUCUUUGGCACAUUAAUGGCGAAGUCCGUUUGUUUUGUGGGCAUCACAUCGUCAGAAUUCAACGCCGGAGGCAUGUGAAGACAAAUGUUGCAAGAAAACAGGAUAUAUUCAUCUUCAUAUUGCUAGGAAAAUGAUCAGAUGUUGUUAAAGCAAAACAGAACAGGAUAGAGCCAAAACCCAUGUUUACUGAGCCUCUAUGACAUGACAUGUUAAUUGGAGUUCAUUCUGUGUGACCUCUUCUUAUAUUCUUUAUUUAAAUUGUUUCACUACAAGGCAUGGUGAGUACGUGCCUUGUCCACA
Molecule: messenger RNA, 2620 nt
Organism: Prosopis cineraria
Lineage: Eukaryota; Viridiplantae; Streptophyta; Magnoliopsida; Fabales; Fabaceae
Product: putative pentatricopeptide repeat-containing protein At3g18840
Exons: 1
Coding region: 221-2281 (686 amino acids)
Biological process (GO): RNA modification
Molecular function (GO): RNA binding; protein binding
Source: RefSeq, a predicted model, not a curated record